CAAUUCUUAUACAAACACAAUGGCUCCGUCAUCAUUUCUCCUCUCUGUUCUCCUCACUUUAGCAGCCCUCCAUGGCACCUCUGCGGUGGAAUAUGUUGUCGAUAACCGGGCAACAAACCUCCCAGGGGGAAUCAAAUUCGAUAACGAAAUUGGCGCUGAUUAUGCCAGACAAAGAAUGAUGACAGCCUCGGAGUAUAUCUGGCGCCUAUUCCAACAAAACACAGAAGCUGACCGGAAGAACGUGGCUCGUGUGACGCUAGUAAUUGACCCAAACAUGAAGCCUGAAGAUAUAGCGUAUGCAUCCAACAACGAAAUUCACAUGGGCGACAACUACAUCAAUCGCAUUCAGGGGGACGCGAGGGGGGAUGACUUCAAUGGAGUGCUUUACCAUGAGAUGGUGCAUAUCUGGCAGUGGGAUGGCAAUGGGGCAAGUGGGAUUGGAGGAUUGAUUGAAGGGAUUGCGGAUUUCGUGAGGUUGAAGGCGGGUUAUGUGCCAUCUCACUGGGUUCAGCCAGGGGAGGGCAAUAACUGGAAUCAGCGGUCUGAUGUUACUGCUAGGUUCUUGGACUAUUGUAAUGACGUUAGGAAUGGGUUUGUGGCUGAGCUUAACAAGAAGAUGAGGACUAGUUAUAGUGAUCAAUUCUUUGUUGACUUGCUUGGGAAGAAUAUUGACCAGCUCUGGAGGGAGUACAAGGCCAAGUAUGGGAUGUAGAAAAUUAGACUAUUUUAUGUAAUAUUGAGCUUCAUAUGAUGUUCUUCACUAAUAACACCUGCUUGAUGCUUGGUUGAGGCAUUUUAACAAACAACUGUUAUGCA
Tripterygium wilfordii is the source of this 816-nucleotide messenger RNA. RefSeq lists its product as uncharacterized. The coding region runs from base 20 to 712 and encodes 230 amino acids. The record is from RefSeq and is a predicted model, not a curated record. The transcript has a single exon. Lineage: Eukaryota; Viridiplantae; Streptophyta; Magnoliopsida; Celastrales; Celastraceae.